Messenger RNA from Loxodonta africana (African savanna elephant), 10395 nucleotides. It is a transcript of the gene MGAT5, whose product is annotated as alpha-1,6-mannosylglycoprotein 6-beta-N-acetylglucosaminyltransferase. Gene Ontology annotation, molecular function: alpha-1,6-mannosylglycoprotein 6-beta-N-acetylglucosaminyltransferase activity. NCBI's taxonomy places the organism in Eukaryota, Metazoa, Chordata, Mammalia, Proboscidea, Elephantidae. Gene Ontology annotation, cellular component: Golgi apparatus. The transcript has 19 exons. The record is from RefSeq and is a predicted model, not a curated record. Bases 2277 to 4502 code for a protein of 741 amino acids. Gene Ontology annotation, biological process: protein N-linked glycosylation.
UGCUGCUGCCAUGACUGUUCAGCAAGGGCAAGGGGAAAGGUUACUUUUAAGGGGUUUACAAGUAGGAAGUUCAUACAAGUUACAUCAGCAACAUUCUUAAUCAUACUAUGCAGGCGCAAUGGGAUUUACGUAUAACUUCAUACAUUGCAUGUUCAUAAAAUGGUGGUUAAAUUUCACCUGGAAGCUGGGAAGUUAUUAUGUAUGAAGUAUCUGAUGAGCAAAAAGGUUAUCCUGAAUGUUGACAUGGCAUCUAAACUAGUUUCUUCCAGUUUCCUCUAGUUUUGGGGAAGAAGUUAAGAAGAAGGGAACCAGAAUUUUAAUGUAAAGCUAUGGGGCAUGUCAAGCAAAGGUACCAGGAUUCUAAUGUAAAGCUAUGACGGGGUGUGCCAAGCAAGCUGCAUGAGGCCGUGGAAUUUUCCUGAGUCUGGAGACCUCUGUCUUAAAUUCAGCUAACACUGUCCCUGGAGUCCCUGGGUAGUUGCGUGGUUAAUGCACUUGGCUGUAGACUGUUCAAAUUCACUCAGGGGCUACUUGGAAAAAAGGCCUGGAGAACUACUUUAGAAAAAUCAGCAGUUGAAAACCCUGUGGAGCACAGUUCUACACUGACACACAUGGGUUACCAUGAGUCAACGUCAUUUGGUUUCUUUAACACUGAUUAUACCCCCAAACUCUAAAUCUUGCCCAAGGAAGUGGUGUAAUACCAGGCCUCUCCAAGUCCCAUACUAUUUUCCCAAGCCAUAGGGGGCACUUUUCUGGAAACAUAAGCCUCCCAGAAAAAUGUGCUGUCGUACCCUCACUAACGAACUAUGAGGCAGUCAAGGUGAUUAAAGGGAAACUGCUUGGUAAAAUGAACUGGAAGCCUCUUUUUAUUUGUAAGUUUUAAUCUGAUCCAUGUGUUUACUGGGGAUACUGUGAUGAGGUCUCUUGGCCAUUUGUGACCUUUCCUGGGGAUAACAACAUCCAUUCUAAACAAAGAACAGACUAUUUCCUCAGAAUGCUAAAGUUGAGGCAGAACAGUGCCUCAGAUUGAAGAGACCAAGUGCUGAUAUUUCUGUCACAAUCCCAGCCCUGUGUUUUGAGUCUGCCCUAUAGAAGAGGGAGAGCUCUUUUCAGCCCUUAUUCCAAUUCUCUGAUGGAGGAAGGAGGGGCUCUUUUUCCCUUAAGUUCCCUGAUCCAGUCUUGAGAGAGUGUGAAAAUGAAGGGGGACUUCCCCUUGAGCAUGUAGGAUGGGAAGGAUAGGUCAGGGUACACUGACUUUGUUCACAGUCAUGAGUUUUAGGACUUGUUAAGUAGGACUUGGGAGAGUCCACUUUUUCCUUUAUUGCUCAACAUCUCUUUGGCUUAGACAUCUCUGCUGUCACCACCCCGGCUGAGGCCACCCCAUUUCUUGCCCGAAUGACACAGUGGCCUCUGCUUCCAUUUCCUCUCCCUGCCUUCAUGGUCACCACCCGUCUGUCAGUUUGUUGUAGUAUGGUGGCUUGUGUGUAUCUAUGAUGCUGGAAGGUAUGCCACCCAUAUUUCAAAUACUAGCAGGGUCACCCAUGGCGGACAAGUUACAGCAGACUUUCCAGACUAGGAAGAAAGGCUUGGUGAUCUACUUCUAGAAAUUAACUGAUGGAAACACUAUAGUGCUGUAAGAUGAGCCUCCUAGGUUGGAAGGCAUUCUACAAUGGCUGCAACAAUGAACUCAAACAUACCAACGAUCAUGAAGAUGGUACAGGACCGGGCAGUGUUUCGCUCUGUUCUACAUGAGGUCACCAUGAGUUGGCAGUGACUUGACAGCAGCUAACAACAACAACACUCUACAGAGCAUUGGAGUGAGCUUUUGAAAAUGCAAACCAGAUCAUUUCCAUCCAUCCACUGCUGUCCGCUUUCCUGCUGGGAGGCAGUAUGGAGUGAUUACUGUUCCAAAGUGGACAUUGGAGGAGGACCCGUCUGGCCAUCGAGCUGUUAAAGAGGCAGUACGCACCCUGAGCAGCGAGAGUGGCAUCGCCAAGCUCCUUCCUCAGGAACUACACUCAACAUCUCAGCAUCAAGCUGCCAUCUCUUUGAACUGUGCGAGCAUCUGUGCUUUGUGUCGAUUAAUUGUGUGCAUUCAUUAGCAAGAUGUGUUCUAAAGUUUCAGAAAAGCCAAAGAGAUCUUCAGAAUGGAACUGAGAAAAGGGCAUCGGCUGACUCAGGAGCCCGAGUGAGACUGAUGGACUCGCCUGCACCAUGAGUUUGUGUCUUCCUUCCACGCUUUGAGAGACGAGGGCCGGUGAAGUUGCCCUAGAGCAAUGGCUCUCUUUACUCCGUGGAAGUUGUCAUCUCAGAAGCUGGGGUUUUUCCUGGUGACUUUUGGCUUCAUUUGGGGUAUGAUGCUCCUGCAUUUUACCAUCCAGCAGCGAACUCAGCCUGAAAGCAGCUCCAUGCUGUGCGAGCAGAUCCUGGACCUCAGCAAAAGGUACAUCAAGACGCUGGCAGAUGAAAACAGGAACGUGGUGGAUGGACCAUAUGCUGGUGUCAUGACAGCUUACGAUCUGAAGAAGACUCUUGCUGUGUUACUGGAUAAUAUUUUGCAGCGCAUUGGCAAGUUAGAGUCGAAGGUGGACAAUCUUGUAAUCAAUGGCACGGGAACGAACUCCACCAACUCCACUACAGCUCUUCCCAGCUUGGUUGCACUUGAGAAAAUUAACAUGGCAGAUAUCAUUAAUGGAGCUCAAGAAAAGUGUGUAUUGCCUCCUAUGGAUGGCUACCCCCACUGCGAGGGGAAAAUCAAGUGGAUGAAAGAUAUGUGGCGCUCGGAUCCCUGCUACGCAGACUAUGGAGUGGAUGGGUCCACCUGCUCCUUUUUUAUUUACCUCAGUGAGGUUGAAAAUUGGUGUCCUCGUUUACCCUGGAGAGCAAAAAAUCCCUAUGAAGAAGCUGAUCAUAAUUCAUUGGCCGAAAUUCGUACGGAUUUUAAUAUUCUCUACAGUAUGAUGAAAAAGCACGAAGAAUUCCGGUGGAUGAGACUCCGGAUCCGGCGAAUGGCCGAUGCGUGGAUCCAGGCAAUCAAGUCCCUGGCAGAAAAGCAGAAUCUUGAGAAAAGAAAGAGGAAGAAAGUCCUUGUUCACCUGGGACUCCUGACCAAGGAAUCUGGAUUUAAGAUUGCAGAGACAGCUUUCAGUGGUGGCCCUCUCGGUGAAUUAGUUCAGUGGAGUGAUUUAAUUACAUCUCUGUACUUACUGGGCCAUGACAUUAGGAUUUCAGCGUCACUGGCUGAGCUCAAAGAAAUAAUGAAGAAGGUUGUAGGAAACCGAUCUGGCUGCCCAACUGUAGGGGACAGAAUCGUUGAACUCAUUUAUAUUGAUAUUGUGGGACUCGCUCAAUUCAAGAAAACUCUUGGACCAUCAUGGGUUCAUUACCAGUGCAUGCUCCGAGUCCUAGACUCAUUUGGCACUGAACCAGAAUUUAAUCAUGCUAAUUAUGCCCAGUCUAAAGGCCACAAGACCCCCUGGGGAAAAUGGAAUCUGAACCCUCAGCAGUUUUAUACCAUGUUUCCUCAUACUCCAGACAACAGCUUUCUGGGGUUCGUGGUGGAGCAGCACCUGAACUCCAGCGACAUUCACCACAUUAAUGAAAUCAAAAGGCAGAACCAGUCCCUUGUGUAUGGCAAAGUGGAUAGCUUCUGGAAGAAUAAGAAGAUCUACUUGGACAUUAUUCACACAUAUAUGGAAGUACAUGCAACAGUCUAUGGCUCUAGCACUAAGAAUAUUCCCAGUUACGUGAAAAAUCAUGGUAUCCUCAGUGGACGAGACCUGCAGUUUCUUCUCCGAGAAACCAAGUUGUUUGUUGGACUUGGCUUCCCUUAUGAGGGCCCAGCUCCCCUGGAGGCCAUUGCCAAUGGGUGUGCUUUUCUGAAUCCCAAGUUCAACCCACCCAAAAGCAGCAAAAACACAGAUUUUUUCAUCGGCAAGCCAACUCUGAGAGAGCUGACAUCUCAACAUCCUUACGCUGAAGUGUUCAUCGGCCGGCCCCACGUGUGGACUGUCGACCUCAACAACCAGGAGGAAGUGGAGGAUGCAGUGAAAGCCAUUUUAAAUCAAAAGAUUGAGCCGUACAUGCCGUAUGAAUUCACGUGUGAGGGGAUGCUACAGAGAAUCAACGCUUUCAUUGAAAAACAGGACUUCUGCCACGGGCAGGUGAUGUGGCCGCCUCUCAGUGCCCUGCAGGUCAAGCUUGCUGAGCCUGGGAAGUCCUGCAAGCAGGUGUGCCAGGAAAGCCAGCUCAUCUGUGAGCCAUCCUUCUUCCAGCACCUCAACAAGGACAAGGACAUGCUGAAGUAUGAGGUGACCUGCCAAAGCUCCGAACUGGCCAAGGACAUCCUGGUGCCCUCCUUUGACCCCAAGAGCAAGCACUGUGUGUUUCAAGGGGACCUGCUGCUCUUCAGCUGUGCAGGCGCCCACCCCAGGCACCAGAGGGUCUGCCCUUGCCGGGACUUCAUCAAGGGCCAGGUGGCUCUCUGCAAAGACUGUCUAUAGCGGCCACCCUCCCAGGCCCGGACCGAUGCUGCGGGGGAGGACAGCGGCCCCAGCCCCGUCCUUCAGGAACACCUGCCAGCCCUGCCCUGUUUGGUGGGAAGAUCUCCCUCAGGCUUAGCUCCUGCUGCAGCCCGAGCGUUACAGCAGAGGGGUUUCCACAGAAAUAAAACUCGAGUGGACGUCUGGCUGGGAGCCUGGCCUCUCCCUGGCCACAGCUGCAUUGUUAUUUUUUUGAGGAGCAACUGUGGGGAGACUUUGUCAGUGCAGCUGCUCCAGGGUAAAAAGAAAAUCUCCAGAUGCAUUUAAAAAAAAAAAAAACGAGAAUUGAGCUGAUUGGAAAGAACUUUGUAUGGGCAAAUUCCUGAACCCAUUAAUUUAUUUAUUUGGGUGGGAGGGAGGGGGAAGUAAGGGAGGGAGAAGAGGAACUGAUCUUGUUUCUUCUUUGAUUUCCCACUGCUAACCUGCCUUCUCUCUGAUACUGCUCCUGUCUGCUGUGGGCAGAGUGUGGAGGAGCAAGAAGGGACAGAGUGAGCUCUGAGGCUGGCGGCAGGCAUGCUUCCGGGAACCCAGGUCCUCAAAGCCAGUGGUGACAGAACAAAAGGAAAUCUUGCUUUUAAAACAAAGCCAAACACUCCAGGUCAUUGUGGGUACAACUGAUACUGUGUGUUGUCCCAUAACAUGGGAAUGCCUGGCCUCUCCCCUCCGGAUUUCCCUCCUGGGCCCACCAACCUCCCCAGCCAGAAUUUCUGGUUAGAAUCCCUUUGGAAAGGAAAUGCAGGCUUUGGGAAUUUACACUUGCUAGUAAAAAUUUUUUUUUUUUAGUAGUUAGUUUGUGCUCAAUCCACCCUCGUCAAAUGCCGCUGGAAGGCUGAAGGUAGAAAGGAGGGCCUCAGAGAGCUGCUGGCUGCCCUGGAGGUCUUCCUCUCCAGGCCCUUAAGAGGGCGCCUGGGAGCCGGGAUUUGCACAGGAGUUGGCCCCCUAAGCAGGGUCCAGACAAGUGGGCAGUUGGCCUCCCUCUGAUGCCUGGCAUGGCCACAGUGCAGGGAGUGUGGCUCUUCAGAAAUUUUGCAUUCAUCAGGGGGCAGGGACAGUUUCUUUAGCAAAUGGGGAUGAAUCGUGUCCUGGACGCUCGCCUGUGGGUGUGGAAGUGGCUGGCAGGGAUGGGAGUGUGACAAAGCUUUGUACUCCAGGUCCAGUAUUCUGAGGGGAAUGAGCAGCUGUGUGGAUAAGUCCGGAGUCAGUGGCAGGUUGGCCUGGUCGGACACACUGGACUCUGUCUUCCAAACCCUGGCGUCCCUGCACUCUGCCUUUGUAGGUCUCCCUGCCCCAGCACUGUGUACAAGUCUGUAAGUUUUCUGUGAAGCCCUGACAUCUCCACGCGAUGAGAGUGAGCCCCCUCCUCGCUCUGGCUGAAUGUCCCGUCAUGAGCUGUCAGUGUGACCCACCCAGCCUGGCUGCAGGUUUUGAGGGCCUUGCCUGCUUGCAUCCAGGCCCCUCCCUGGGCUGCCCUGAGUGUUGUCAGGGUGCCAGCCAGAUGGGGUCUCUGCUGGGUGGAGCAGCUGGGCAAGGCCUCCAUUUUCCUGGAAGCACUUGACUGCUUUAGGGAUCGGGCUGAUGCCUAGGGGGCCUCUGGAAGUGAAGGAAGGGAAGGCCCCUGGGUCACGGGGACAAGCGGGAGUGUGGAGCCUUUAUGUCUGGGAAGUUGGAUUCUGCCUGCUUCCCCAUUCCUACCCCGAAAUUUCUACACCAAAUGCAGAGCCAGACCUCUGCUCUGUGGGUCUGAAUUGCACCCCCAGUCCUAGAGAGUGGGGAAGGGGUCUCCUCUACCCUUACGUGGCCCCUGAUCAUAUGUGCCAGGGGAGGGUUGAUGGGUGGCCUCUGCCCUGAGCAGAUGCAGGGGCCCUUCGAGAACCGAGAACAGUCUUUGCCUGGGCCUAGCAACGAGAAGGGCAGAAGUCCAAAGGAAGCCUUGUUGGUGAUAGGGUAAGAGUGAGUGUGUGUGCGUUCAUCUGAACAUUGCAAGGGCACUUUCCUGAAGGAGAGACAGCCGGCAUCCUUGCUGUUAGAAACAGCUUUUCCCUGUGAAUGGGCCUCUUGGAUGGGCCCUGGGUCUAAGAGUUUGAGAUCUCCCAAGCCUGCAAUUCCCCAGCCAGUGCCACCCUCUCCUGGCCUCGUGGAGCUUCAAAAGCUGAGUAUGUCAGUGCUGGCAUGAGACCAGCAGGGGGAGCCUGUGAGCCACGAAUGAGUUCCCAGGCUCUGCUGGGUUAACCCAUCUUAUAGCAAAAAAAAGCAGAGCUGUUUAAAUAAGCACAGGAGCUAAGGAAGCUGGAAAGCAAAGUUCUGUGAAAAGGGGGUGUGCCUGCGUUAUGUUCUGGAAGCUGCUGGAAUUGUUUGUGGAUUGUUCCUGAGCUCAGGGACCACCAGGCCAUCUUGACUCCUUAGCUGUCCCAUUCCUUUUCUCCAAGUCAGGAAAAGGGUCAGGCAGCCCCGCAGGAUAACUUCCCCAAUAAAAGAAUCCUCUUCCUUCCCCCAGCCGUGGUGUUGGGUAAGCUGGGAUUGCUGCUCUUGGGACAAACCAACCCACACUCCAGUUAUGAGGGCAUUAUCACUAUAGAGUUGUGAUACUGGAAUGAAUCCUGGCUCUGGGGCCUCCUCAGGCUUGGCUAGGUUUAGUCAAUGCCCUGUGAGGUUGGGGAGGGGUUUUCCAUCUCCUUGGUCUGGAAGACAUGGCUCCUGCUUCUGCAGAGCAAAGGGCCUCUGACAAUGGGAGCUGGGAGCUUGCAGUGAUUUGGCUGGUGACCUUCUUAAUAGAAUCCUAAACUGAUUUGUAACAGAUGACACUUCCAUGAGGAGACAAGUCUUCAGUCAGGAUCAGUGUUUUCCUAAGCUGUAAGCUUAUCUUUCCUGGUCUUCUAAGUUUUUGUUUUUUUCUAAGUGGAAUUUAGAUUUUUUUCCCCCAUAGUGAGUCUUAAGUUCUUAAGAAAUCUUGAGGAAAAACGUUUAUCUAAUUUAUUAAAAGAGAAAGAAAGCCUUCCUUUGAAAGGUAAAGUGGAAAAACAUACUUCUUUUAAUGCCAGUAAACACCUCAUUCUUCCGUGUCUGCGGUUUGAUUUGCACAUAUACAAAUGGAAACAGUGCGUUUUUACGUAGAUUGGGAUUUUGUCAAUGCUUAUUAUAACUUGUUCUUUUUGCGUAUGCUGUGUGUUUAGAAAUGGUAAAGUCUGUCUCUUUGGUGAUAUUUAUUGUUUCUCUGAUGUGCCUUUUCAGUUUUCUUUGAGGCUAACUUUUUGAAUCUGACUGCUGUUUAAAGGACUGUAGCUGACUCCAGCUUAGAGAUGAGUCAUGUUCUGCGCUCACUGCAGACGCCCAGACUAGAAAUGCCCCCCCAGCCCCACUAGGCCACAGCACUCAAGCACAUGCAAAGACACCCCCCGAUUCGGCCAGACCAGCCCUGGCUGCCUGCAGAUGUGCUGGUGGGCUGGGCUCCCCACUGCCCAGGCACUGCGGAGUGUGGCCAGGGCAAAACCCAAACCCUCAGAUUGCACCGAGGGGAGCAAGGCCUCACUGAGCUCAUCAGAAGCCCUAGCCCGGAAAUACUUCAGCUGGCAUCAUGAAAGGCAAUGACUGUGCCCCACUCAUUUGUGUUUCCUUAGUGAAUGCAGGGUUUAAUGAAGGGGAAUAACUCAUUUCUUCCCUUUGGGAGUAGAGCCUCAAAAAGACAUGGCUCACUGGUAGCAAAGGCAUAAAUGCCUCAGCUCGGACUGAAGCUGUGUGUUUAUAGGCGGGUGUGUGCUUUUUGGACCAGACCAAGGCAGGCCACCCCACUUCUCUGUGGUGGUUUAUCUAGCUUGUAUAUAUAAUUGGGAGACUCCCCUUCUCCCCCAUUCCCAGAAAUUCUUGAUUUAAAGAAAAAGUCUAUUUUGUUAACGACAGGCUCUGUUGUAUGUGUUGCUGUCCCAAGCCUGGAUUGUUUUAUUUAUUUAAGAUAUUUUAAUUUCCAUAUUGGGUUCUCUCUAAUCCCCUCCAUCCUUAUGAGGCUGCCGAGCAUCUUCAUUUGAAUAGAUGGAUGAACGGAUAUAGAUUCCUGCUCAUUUAGGAAGGUGGGAAUUUCCUACAGCUGAAGACGAGUUCCUUUCAUUCUUGUUGGUUUCCACAAAAAGUGGAAAACAAAUUUUUUCUAGCAAAAGGCCAAACUAGCUGUAUAGUUGGAUGCAGGAAAAAAAAAAAAUUACCCUAGCUUCCUUAGCACGUAGGGUUUUUGUAAGGAUUCAUGUUUAGCACAGUACCUGGUGCAUAGUAAACCCUAGUAAAUGUUAAAUAUUGUUAUUAUUAGCAUUUCAUGAAAUUUGAGAAAUAAAGAGCUGACCUCACUCCCUAUCUGUUGAUUCAAAAGUCAUACCUACGUGAAAAUGUGAUUCCAAGUGGAUUAAAUGUUGUAGGACUUACCAGUUUAGAAUGUUCUGUAUCUACCCUGCUGGUUGAAAUUUUUCUGUAUCCCUAAAUUCACUGAGUGAUUUGAAAAUAUGCCAUGAUUCAGCCCCAAAUGAGGCAAAGCUGCAAGGACUUAAAAACUGGAGAUGAAAAGGGUAAAGGCAACCUUUUCCACACACCUGGGCUUCACCAUCCCCAUUCAUGUCUUCUAAACCAUUCAAGCGAUUUUCUUUGAGGAAUGUUUUGAUCCAGAAAUUAAAAUGAGUUGUCUGACAGACUGAAUCCCUUAACCAUAGUCCUCUGAAAGGCAGUAAUGGAGGUUUUCCAUUUGUUACUUAAGGAGGAAUGACCAAUGGAACUUGCUCAUUUCCCAGGAAGACCCUUUGCCCCCUCCUGGCUAGGGUGGCCCCUCCUGUCCACAAAGAUCAAAUUCCCAGGCAGGUUAUCUCUCACGUUUCAGUCAUAUUAAAGGUCAAUUCCAUGGCCCCAGCCACAGAGGAGGGCUCACCUGUGCCCCGGUCCAGCUCAGCCGGCCUGAGGACGCCAAGUCCACACACAGUCAGACCACUCGGCAGUGGUGGGGGCUCAUGACCUCUACAGGACAGUCCCCAAAGAGACUGCCCGUGGUUUAACAGGGUUUUCCCAAAUCACCUGAUGAUCAGUUACUUUUUUGUUUUGUUGGGAGGUCGGCCUCUUAUUUCCUUGGUGCAUUUAAAGUUUUAUCUCCUGCCCUAUCCGUAUGACUCUGGGUAGUGAUUUUCGUUGUAGAAUAUGAAGGAAAUUUCUGGAAUCCAGUAUUGUCUUCAGAUUCCUUUGGGUUCUCUUCUGCUGAAUACACAGAACUUCCCGGGAUGUAGGUUGGAAUUUACCUUGUUGAGACCACCACUUCCUCUAUCCCAGAAUGUGUGGAGUCCUAACAGUAUCUCCCCCUCCCCCCACCCGCACCCCUGUAGCUGGUGAAGCACAGCAAAGGGAAAUAGCAACAGAAGGGGAACCUUGUGCUUCUACAGCAGGCAGUGCCCAUGUCUGAAGGAUGAGGGGCAGGCGUUCAGAGAAUUUGGGGUGCCGGACGGCAAAAGGACAGCAGCCCGGGAACCUUGACACAGUUUGUCAGCUCCUCCAAAGUAGACACAGAGCAAACUUGGGAAGUAUCUGUCUCACUUUCCCACCCAAGUAUUAAUGAGACAGUAGCGCUACAGUCCAUGCCAAAGGAGAUGGUGGCUCCCUUCUGUAGUUGCUGUCACAGCCCUGGUGUCUUUCAGCUAAUGGCAGUUCUCAUCUGUCUUCAAACAGUUGGGUGCAUCCAUGUUCUAGUUCACCUCUGGGGUUAAGUAGUGCAGGAUUCUGCAAAUAAGGUGUCGCUGUCCCAACGUACUGUACUGGCAUAGAGCACUGCUUUGUUUUUCACUGUUGUAGAGAAAAUAGGGAGAACUUUAUUUUUCAAUAAACUUUUCUUGUGUGA